CACAAUCCGAAAAAUAUGCACGUUGACGCACAAGAUGGCUAAAGGUAGGAUGGUAUAUAGCAUUUUGAGAACUUUAUAAAGGGAUUAUUGCAAUUCUUCUACAGUGAGCCGAAGAGAAGCUGCGUCUUCCUUAUGAAUUGCAAGCUGCAGAAAAUAUGUGUUGUCCGGUGUUUCCAGUUUCCUUAUGAUUGAUUUUUUGUCCUUCUCUUCCCGCAUCGAUUUCCUUACCUUUUAUCACCUCUUCCCUUGGCUAAUAUUGAUUGAAGACACACAGUUAAUGGAUUUUCUCUGGAGAUACAAAAUAGAAUGAUGCUUCGUUCUACGCCUGGUCAAAACACGGCAAGCGUGCUAGGCGGUCUUGCUGGCACGGGUCUGCUCGUAGCUACUUUGGUAGCCGCGAGUUCGUCUUCCACUGCGUCUGGUGUACGUGGCGGCUUUGUUGGGAGUUUGACUCGGGUAUACGACAUUGCUACACAUCCGUCCGCGUCUCUCGCAGGUGUUGCAGAAGCAGUUUAUCUGAGUGGCGCCGCACUCGCGGCCGAUGCUGCGGCAGGCGACUAUUUAGCUUUAUAUCUGGUGUUUUCGAUCGCAUUAUACCUUGUGGAGGAGCAUCUAGAAUGGAGACAAUUGGGCGAGGACAAGAAAAAGACGAUUCCGCCAGAGGUUUUCGAGUAUGGAAUCUUAGACAAAGCAACGAAGGACAGUCCUGAAACCCUGGAAAAAUUCGAGAAAGCGAGGCUUUACAACUAUGAAAAACGGCUUUUUGGAAUGUUCACGUCGGUGGUGAACACCGGAUUUGAAGUAUUCAUUCUGCUCCUCGUGAAACCGUGGGCUUGGCGCAAAGCCAUGGAGCAUGCGCCUUUCGUGCGGACAACCUAUGCGAACGCUAUGGCUUCCUUGCCGAUGUGGUUUAGAAUUGGAGCAUGGCUGCCAAGCUGGCUUUCGAUUGCGCCGACGCAAGAUGCUUCCGCUUCCUCGUUGUCGUGGUUUGGCGCAGGCGCAUCACAGGGCGCGUCUUGGGAGCGCGAAGUGCCAGAGUUCCUUCUCUUCUCACUUUUGUUGCACUUCAUCGGGAGGCCUUUGGAUUUGAUACAGAGUCUCUACUCCGACUUCGUACUGGAAGAAAAGCACGGCUUCAACAAGAAGACUUUGGGAUUGUUUUUCUCCGAUCUGGUGAAGUCCGAGAUCUUGUCCUUGGUCUUCAUGAUGCUCUUGCUUCCCGUCAUCACUUUCCUGAUUCACUGGGGUGGCGAGAUGUUCUACGUUUACUUAUGGAGCUUUGUGCAGAUUUUUGGCCUCUUCAUGAUGUGGUUCGCGCCAACCUUCAUCAUGCCUUUGUUCAACAAGUACGAACCGAUCGAAGACAAGGAACUCCGGGGAAAAAUCGAGGCUCUGGCAGCUAGUCUCAAGUUUCCGCUCUACAACCUGUUCCAGAUGGAUGGCAGCACCAGAAGCGCACACAGCAACGCCUUCUUUUUCGGAAUGUGGCGUUACAAGAGGAUCGUGCUCUACGAUACGCUGUUGCACCUUCCCCACGACUCCAUCUUAGCCAUUCUCGGACACGAACUGGGUCACUGGAAAAUGGGACAUACAACGUGGAACAUGCUUUUGGGCAGUGUGCAGCUGUUUUUAUCCUUCAAGCUAGUGGGCACGGUGUUGUAUUCUCCAGCGAAGGACGCUAUUUUCGCAUCCUUUGGCAUGGAGGAGGCGUCACACAGUGUGAUGGUCGCGAUUAUGCUGAUAGGACUGCUUAUGGAGCCCAUGGAUUCCCUCUUGGAACGGUUCACGACAUGCCUCACGCGAGUCUUCGAAUUUCAGGUACUUUCUUAAUGUACAUCAUCUAGUCUUCUGACUUUCCGGAUUCUUUACUUUUCAAUUUUGUCCUGAAGAUAUCCAUAUCUGGAAGUGCAAAUCUUUGCGAGCAGGUCAGCGAAUGCAAAAAAAGUUAAGCGUUGUUGAUCUUGCUUUAUUUCAAUUUUUUGAAAAACAUCGGGAAGCGAACUACCUCUCACUUUCUACAAAUGACUUUUUUAGGCUGACGCUUUCGCAGUGGAUAUUGGUCGUGCGGAGGGUCUCAAGGACGGUCUGAAAGCACUAGCAGCCGAAAACAAGAGCGGUUACAACGAUGACUGGCUGUGGGCUUGGUACAACCUUGAUCACCCAACACUUUUCGAACGCCUGAAAGCUAUCGAUAAAAAAGUUGCUGAAGAAGGCAAGAAAAGCAUCGAGAUGGCGAAGAAAACAGACUAGAAGAGGGGCUAACUCACGGGUGGAAUCUCGCACACGGUUUGGGAACGAGGACUUUCUUAGACGCCUCUAUGGACUUAGACACAUAUGCUGUUGUUGGUUACGGGUUUUCCACUUCCUUUGACGCUUACCCAUUCCUUUGAUACCUCCUUAAGAAUCAGGAUGGAUGAGGGUGCAGGGAAUGUUGAGAAUAAAAAGCUCAUUUUGGUGGCUAGUCGUGAUUGAUCCCAUAUCAUUCUUGAGUGGAUUUUAGAGCCGUGUGAAGACGCGACUUGCUUUUCGCGUGCUGUGCGCUCUUCAAAAUGCCAAGCAACGGUAGCUUCAAAUUAAUGACUCCACGAAUCUGGUUCUCAGCUCUGAGUUACUGCAACCGCAAU
Molecule: messenger RNA, 2624 nt
Organism: Amoebophrya sp. A25
Lineage: Eukaryota; Dinophyceae; Syndiniales; Amoebophryaceae
Source: the annotation of a GenBank genome assembly